This is a messenger RNA of Purpureocillium lilacinum, 4467 nucleotides long. The record is from RefSeq and is a predicted model, not a curated record. Lineage: Eukaryota; Fungi; Ascomycota; Sordariomycetes; Hypocreales; Ophiocordycipitaceae.
AUGGCGAGAAUGGAACAUCAAGCAUUGCUCGCGGCCAAGCGACAGGUCAUUCUCGAACAAGUUGAAGGCGUGGGCUACUGGAGCAGCAUACAGACGAACCAGUGUCUACCGAAGCCUUACGGCGACCUAGUCCAGGGCAUUAUAGCCGCCCAGACGCUGGCCCUACUGGACAACACCCAUUUCGCGCUCUUGAUAUACAACAGUGCGAGCCAGAGGUCGCGACGAGAUGGCCGCUCCGCCAACGGCACCCUCACCUUCCGACGCUCCUCUACGACCCCCAUCGCCGGCCAAGCGUCGAAUCCCCCGCCACCCAGCGAGAACGCGGUUCAGCAUCCCAGCAUCGACGAGUCGGCCGCCGCGCAACCAGUAAUCUACGAGGCCGGCUCUGCCCGCUACUCCAAAGACGAGCUGCUCGACAUAUUCCGCACGCAAAAACUUGGUGACGGCCCGUCCCGUUUGUUUAUUCCAGGAUGGGACCCCUCCAGUAUCAAUGGAAGCAGCGGAAGGGCCUGGGGCAAGAGCAGCGACAACCACGUCCCGCAAGAGCCCAACCUCUGCUGGGAGCAAACGGGCGAGACCCUGCCGAUGGGCGUGCAGGACUUGACUGUGGAGGAGAAGGAUGCAUUCUUAACAGAUAUCAAUUCGCCGCUCAAACCCCCAACCCAGAACAAAGAUGGGCACCAGGGCAAUGUCAAUGGACGCAAGGCUUCGGUUUCGCAUGGGGCGGGAAACUCCUACGGAGUCAAUUCGCCUUCCUCCGUCACGCGACCGGGCACCAGACGACGUGAGACCUUGGAGUCGAAUCCGUUCAGCGCCGGCGGCCUCGCUUCCCCCACUGCUGGUCGCUUCUCCCGUGAGGACUCGUCAAGCUGGCUUCCGCGCAAGCCGACUGAGCUGAAAGAGUCCGAGCCUGAUGACGGCGAGAGCGAGCACGGUGCUCGCGAAGGCCAAGGAAAACUGCCAUUCGGUACCCUGAUGCGUUCCAACACGUCGGGCAGCGUCGGCGUGAGCGCCAUUUGGCCCACCUCGAGCCAGGCUGCCCCCAGCGGCGGCGCCUUCGGAAACUUUGCCCUCCCUACGUCUGGUGUCGGCGAGAAGCGAGCAGGAGGAGCUGCAGGUGGUAGCCGCCUGGCCCAUCUGAUUCCCAAGGAUAACCAAGACAGCGCAGCGCCCAAGUCGGGUGAGGCUGCCUCGUCUCAGCAGUCUUGGCGCUCUCGCCCUCGAACCGACACCGACCCCUUUGGCGACGACGAACUGUCUGGAAGUGCGGUGCUUGGCGGCGCUCAAGACACCGCCUCGAGCAGCCAUGCCUCCGCUGGGCGUGUGGGCAUCCUCGGUACGCCCGUCAAGGGUUCUACCGGUGAUUUCGGCAUGUCUGGCCUGAACCUGGGAGCAGGACAGUCUGGCGACGACGGUCCCGUCAGUCCUUCGGAGACGAACCCUUAUCGCAGCCCACCCGCCGAGCGUCAUGGUCAUGAUGACAAUGACCAGAGCGGCUCCGGCAGAGGUCUUGGGCAGGACACAAAUGAGGCUCACGGCAACUUUGGCUCCAUCGGGCGAGGGUUCGGUGCGGCUGCGUUUGAUGGCGGCGAUCGCAGUCAGACGUCAAGUGCUGGACCGAAGAAUUACCCGCUCGGUAGCUUGUCGGGUUGGCCCGCACCCGUGGGGCCAUCUUCCGGCACCCCUGAUCGAGAGAGGCCAAACUUCAGCAACGCCUUCGGCAGCUCCCUGUUCAGCCCUAUGGGCGAACUCCAAUCCCCCGGCUUGUCCAACUUUGGCAGUGUAUUUGGCCCGCCCGGUGCCGGUGGGAUUGGCGCCGGCAGCAUCGGCCGCGGCAGCAAGAUGGGAUCCCUGUUCCCGCCUGCCAUGCAGGCUCAGAUGCAGGCGCAGCUUGAGCAGGACCAAAGCAUCUCGGACUCGGACCCGCGCCAAACCCACCCACUCGGUGCCAUUGGCAGAGCGCCUCCACGAGACACCGAAAGCCCCAUGCGGUCCAACCGUGGAGUUUUCGAGGAGCUUUUCCCGUCCACCGAUGCGUCGCGGGCUCAUGGGCCUUUCAGCUCCGCCGAGCCACCACAGUCGGCCGGAGCCGCGGCCGGUCCCCAGUCUUUCACCCCAGUCAGCGGCGGCCUGCCUUUUGGGGGCAUUGGCCAAGCCGGAAACGAACCACCGGCCGCCCAGGUGCGACAGAUGGUGAUGCCUGAUAGGAUGAGGUGGGUCUAUCUCGACCCUCAGGGACAGGUCCAGGGACCGUUCACCGGUCUGGAAAUGAACGACUGGUAUAAGGCGAACUUCUUCACUCCUGACCUGCGUGUCAAGAAGGUGGAGGACCCUGAGUUUGAACCGCUGGGGCAGCUGAUUCGGCGGAUCGGCAACUCUCGCGAACCCUUCCUCGUGCCACAGAUUGGGAUCCCCCACGGCCCUGCGUCACAGACUGGACCUUUUGCCGCUACCACCACGCCUGGCGGUGUGGUGCCACCUCUCAGUGGCGUCUUUCCCAGUUUCGGCAGAACAUUGACCGCUGAAGAGCAAAACAACCUCGAGCGACGCAAGCAAGAGGAGCAAUACAUCAUGGCCCAGCAGAGGGAGUUCAUCAUGCGCCAGCAGGCCAUGACUAAGUUUCAGAUGCCAGGGCCCGGCCUGCAGCACCAUUCCAGCGCUCAGAGUCUUCAGAGCCAGCCCAGCUUCGGUAGCAUCUCCUCUCCGAUUGGAGCUCCUCCCCAGCAGCAGUCACAGCAGCAGCAGCAGCCUGCCCCAAUCGGCUCUAUGCCCCCUGGUGGCUACAUGGACCAACCUGCGGGGGGCCAACACGCUGCCAGACCUGGGCCGGGAAACGGAGAGUCUUAUCGGGUGGAGGACCUGUCUAACCUCACCGACGUCGAACGCCAGGUGAUUGCUUCUAUGCAAGGUGCUGCUGGCGGUGAUAUGGGUCAACAGCAACAGCAGCAACGGGGUAUGCAACCCGAUGGUGCGGACUUCAGAUCUGGCCUUCCCGAGGCUGACCAACUCUCGGAGGAUCCCGAGGGGUUUAGGGAGCGCUUGAAGGAGUUUGAGGAUCUGCGUGCCCAGCACGAAGCCGAACAAGCCGCGAACGCCAAGAUGAGCAAGGGGCACAUCGACAGCGCCGAGCCCUCCACGACCGCCGCCUCUCACGGGACCGCGCCUGGACAGUCUGGAAAGGCCGGCAAAUCCGGCAAGAAGAAGCACGUUGAAGACGCCACGCUGUCGUUGACGCAGCAGGUCCAGCAGGCUCAGGCUGCCGCUGCCGCUGGCGUGCCUUCCGACCCGGAUAUGCCGAUGCCGUUCCCUGUGCCUUCGUCUACCACUCCGCUCCCGGCGCCCACUGCUCAGCGUGCGCGCUCCAACCUGCCUGAGCAGUACAGCCGGUCGCAGAGUGGCACGCCCGAUGUCACUCAGCCACCUCCGCUGGCACCCUGGGCCAGGGAGCCAGGCCAAGAAGGACAGAAGGGGCCUAGCCUCAAGGAGAUCCAGGAGGCCGAGGCUCGCAAGGCCGCGAAGGCAGAGGAGGCCGCUGCAGCUCUCAGGAAGGCCGCGAUGGAGCAGGAGGCCGCUCUCGUACGCGAAAAGGAACGUCAGGCUCAUGCCGCCGCUGCUGCCGGUUUGCCGGCCACCAGCACUUGGGGCCACGGCUCCCCUGUCUCGGCGACCAGCCCUUGGGUCAAGCCUGGAGCGGUGAAGGGCCCUGCUACCAACACUGCCACUGUUCCUUCGUCCUCCAGCAAGAAGACGUUGGCCGAGAUUCAACGCGAAGAGGAGGUUCGCAAGCAGAAGGCACGGGACGUCGCUGUCCAGUCGGGCUCGCCCGCCAUCACCUCGAAGAGCUAUGCGAACCUCGCCGGCAAGCCGAACCAGAGUCCCGUUCCCAGUGCCCCCUCGCCUGCGCCCCCUGCAGCCGGAUGGGCAACCGUUGGUGCCGGCGGUAAAGUGAAGGUUCCUACGGGACCGGCCUCUCAGGGGCGGUCUGCCAGUGUCAGCAGUGCCAAGGCGCCUGCUCCUGUGAGCAAGCCUGUUUCGAAGCCUGCUCCUGGUGGACCAACCAACGGCAGGACCGACCCCGCCAGCGCAGCCAUGGAGGAGUUUAGCAAGUGGACUCGUCGGGAGCUGUCCCGCGGCCUCACCGACGUGACUGAUAUCUCGGACUUCCAGGCCGAUCUUGACGCGCUUCCGCUUGACACGGGCGUCAUUGCCGACGCCGUCUACAUCAACUCCAAGACCAUGGAUGGCCGCCACUUUGCCGAAGAGUACGUCCGCCGCAAGAAGCUCGCGCAGAAGGGAGUCGUGGAGAAGCAGCCUCCCACGGACAGCAGCAAGUCUCCUAGCUCUGCCGGCGGCUGGUCUGAGGUUGCCAAGCGGAGCAACAGCACCCAGCCCAAGGAGAGCGAAAACGGCAGCAUUCAGGGCGCCGGAUUCAAAGUCGUGCCCAGCCGUAAGAAGGGCAAGAAAUAG